AUGGAUCAUUCUAAGAAGAAAUCGUAUUUGCAUAGUUUGACCACCAACAUUCCCCUACUGCAGCAGUCCAUCAAUGCAUCGUGCAAUGCUUUACCAAGAACCCUCGAUGCCGGCGCACCACCGAUUAUCAUGCCCGAGAGGCCAGCGAGAACUUCAUCACUGUUCAAGGAAGACAAGCACGACGAAGAGAAUAUCAUGCCUGUCACACGUCUUGCGUCGGAGAGCAUGCCCAUCUAUCAUUCCCUGAAAAAUGUGGACGAUUCGCCGUUAACAAAAGUGAAGAAGUUGUACUACGAAGACGCAUUUACGGCCCGUGGAUCACACAACUCCCCCAAGGACCGAACAAUUCACGAAUCUGUCAUUGUUGUUGAGCUCAAGACCAACAUCAAAGUAAAGGAUGAUGUAUCCAAGUUACUAUCGGAUUUCGCCCACUUCCUUGCCCAGGUCUAUCAGCGUCCGGAAACAUCAAUGCUAGUAACCAUUGACCAGAAUGCUCACCUGCUUUUCGGAAAUAUCUCUGGCUCGGCGUACCUGUUGAAGAUCACGGCUCUCUCGAGUUUGAUCGGACCGCUCACCAACCUCCGCAACACGGGUAUAAUCCAAUCAACCAUCCAAGAAAUGUUUGACAUUGGGCCCGACAGAGGCGUCGUGAUAUAUACUCCAGUGAGCGAAGACAAUCUUGCAACAAAUGGGAUGACCACUAGGAGUGAGAUCGACCGCCUCGAACGAAGUGAUUCUAGUAAUAGUCCUUCGAUCCUCAAGUCCAUCUCACGAUCCUUGAGUCGUCGUAUGAAAUCGAGUAGCGGAAAUAGUGUUCCGAUUUCCCUCACUUCCGUCAUGAGUCCUGAUGUCGCAACGCCUACUUCAACUUCGCCCGUCACGUUUGCCUCAGGUCAGCUUUCUCCGCCGAAGCCACACCAAACAGAUGCAAAAAAGCCGAUAGAGUCACCAAAAGGAGAGCCAACCCAGCAGAUCUCUUCCGUGGAUGAGAAAUGCGAACGAAGCCUAAAGAAAAGAGAGAGCCUGAAGAGUUUUGUCAACCGUCGUUUGGGCGAAUUGGGCGAGAUUACCACAAAGAAGCCAUUCACAGUGACAAAGAAGAAGGCUUGA
Molecule: messenger RNA, 1110 nt
Organism: Penicillium digitatum Pd1
Lineage: Eukaryota; Fungi; Ascomycota; Eurotiomycetes; Eurotiales; Aspergillaceae
Product: MIF domain protein
Molecular function (GO): phenylpyruvate tautomerase activity
Source: RefSeq, a predicted model, not a curated record